Messenger RNA from Solea senegalensis (Senegalese sole), 1010 nucleotides. Its product is annotated as transcriptional coactivator YAP1-like. NCBI's taxonomy places the organism in Eukaryota, Metazoa, Chordata, Actinopteri, Pleuronectiformes, Soleidae. Gene Ontology annotation, molecular function: transcription corepressor activity; transcription coactivator activity; protein binding. Gene Ontology annotation, cellular component: cytoplasm; nucleus. The transcript is spliced from 3 exons. Gene Ontology annotation, biological process: hippo signaling; positive regulation of transcription by RNA polymerase II. The record is from RefSeq and is a predicted model, not a curated record. Bases 98 to 505 code for a protein of 135 amino acids.
GAGACUCAGAGAGAGAGAGACUCAGAGAGAGAGACUCAGAGAGAGGGGGAGACGGUGUGGCUGCUUGAAGAUUCUGCUCCAAAACUUUGGCGACAUCAUGGACGCGCACCGCAGCGCGCCCCCGGCCGGGCAGCAGAUCGUGCACGUGCGCGGGGACUCGCAGACGGAGCUCGAGGCUCUGUUCAACGCCGUGAUGAACCCGAGUAAAGUGAGCCGUCAGCCGGCCUCGCUGCCCAUGAGGAUGAGGAAGCUUCCGGACUCGUUCUUCAGACAGCCCGACCCGCGAGGACACUCCAGACAAGCCAGUUCAGACGGAGGCGUGUGUGGCUCCCUGACUCCUCAUCACGUGCGCGCUCACUCGUCGCCGGCCUCGCUGCCCGUGAACACUCUCUCCACUCAGGCAGCAGAUGUGGCGGCGACGCCUGUCGUCCCUGACGACGUGCCGCUCCCACACGGCUGGGAAAUGGCCAAGACGUCUACGGGCCAACGAUACUUCCUCAAGUAAGAGCUUAUCACUGUUGAUGAUUCAUCCUGUCAUCAUUGAUGAAACCCUUGCCCACUGUGGUGUGUGUGUGUGGCGAUGCUAACCACAGGGAAACUCAUCCACACCAUGAACUCUUCCUGUGGUUUCAUGUCGUUUCACACGACAUCGUUUAAAAUUCUCAGAAAAAAGUCAUUUUAGUUCAUAAAAUGGUGACAAAAGUCUUUAAAGACUAAAUGAGCAGAAUUGUUAUUUAUUUUACCUCUGGAUCAUUUAACAGAUAUGUGACAUCAAUCACUUUCAAUAUAAAGAUUAUUCUUGUCCUUUAUAAGAAGACUAUUUCUUUUUUAACAUCAUUUAAAGCCGAGGGAAGAAUAAGAAGAACUUUAAACCAGAGUGACUUCCUGUCAAAGGUUACUGCAGGUUACCAGUGCAUGCACAGCUGGUCGUACAGGUAAAGCAGGUCAGAGACACACAGUGUGUCUCACGCCUCGUCCUCUGUCAGGUUGCAGAUGUGUUGAGACUUGUC